Molecule: messenger RNA, 696 nt
Organism: Haliotis rubra (blacklip abalone)
Lineage: Eukaryota; Metazoa; Mollusca; Gastropoda; Lepetellida; Haliotidae
Exons: 5
Coding region: 23-685 (220 amino acids)
Source: RefSeq, a predicted model, not a curated record
GUUUUGUGGACUGCUGUGCAGAAUGAAGUUUGCAGCUCUCCUGCUUUUGGGAAUUAUGAUGUCAAGAGCACAAGGUAGAUGUAACCUUAUCAGCUUCUUGUGGGACAUUAACGACGUCUGUCACAUGAGACUACUGAGAUAUUACGUCACCUUCGACGGUGUUCUGACACGGCAAGACAUCCACAACACCCUCAACGCCGUGUGCAGUGAGGUGACCGAGGAGCGACUUCUGUGUGCAUCCCAGUGGACGUCGGCCUGUGACAACCGAGACACCCUCCUCAGCUAUGCUGCUGUCAACGGCAUCUGUACCGACGACCACCCCUCCCAGUAUGCUCAGCAGCUUCUGACGUCGAUCCCUCCCCGUGUGAACGCUACCUGUAUGUGGGGAAGAGUGGCUGCAGCCAUUGGGGCCUGUGUCGAACUGAUAGCGUGGAGAGCAGCCUUUGGCUACAACCGUUCCAUGACGGAGGCUGACAUUUUUCAGCAUCACCAGACUCAGAUGAACAAUGGCCUGUUGUGUAUGUACUCGAGCGGGGAGAGCAUAAUGGCCCGGUGUGUGGGAGGGGAGGAAGUAGAGGAAGUGGAGGGGUUGAAAGCUGCCUAUUUGUUGGCUCUCCUCGCAUAUGCUCCCCCAGGAUUCAUCUAUAACAUCACCUACGUAACCGAUGUCACUGACAGACAUUAGACAUCACCUAC